GUGGUGGUCGUGGUGGCGUUGGUAUUUCUGCCGGCGUUCGUGCUGGCAGUGAGCCAGGCAAGCUCGGCGCUCGUGGCGUACGCGGGGCUCAACGCGACGCUGAACGAGCUCUUCACGCAGGCGCUGUUCGUCACGGCGCAGGGGUUCCUGCCGCUGAUCGCGAACGGCAGCAUCGCCUCGGCUGAGCUGUACAUCCACACGGCCACGGAGGACUUUGAGCUGUUUCAAGACGACUCGCUGUAUCGGCGCACGACGGGAUUCCACGGACCGCUAGCGUUUGACGUCAAGGUGGAGAACGAGGACCCGCCCAAUGUGCUGCUGGUCGUGGUGGAGUCGUUCCGGUUCCACGACUCGCGCUACCUCGUGGGGGAAGAAGACCCGUCCAACCUGUUCCGAGGCAGCAACAUCACGGUCACGCCCAACUUUGACAAGUGGGCCAAGCGCGGCGUGGCGCUCACCAACAUGUGGUCGAGCUGGCGGACGAGUCGCUCCGUGGAGAGUUUGCUGUUCGCGCAGGUCCCGUACGACAGCGUGGCGGACUCGGGCAUGACUGGAGGCAAGAAGAACUACCAGCUGGACGGCCUGCCGCAGUUCUUCAAGGCUAAGGGCUACGAGCCGUUCUUCACGACGGGCUGCAAGACCGACUACGACGACUGGGACACGUUCCUCCCCUCGCACGGCUUCGACACUGUGUGGGGUCGGGACGAGAUGAUCAAGUUGGCAGAGAGCGACCUGGGCAUCACGCACGACCAGUGGUUUGGCAAGGAGCACCGCGAGCUGUACUGGGGCGUGCACGACGACAUCAGCUUCCAGCUCUUGGGCGAUCUGAUGGUGAACAAGACCAAGGAGCAGGCGGAGCGCGUGGCUCGUGGUGAGCCCAAGAAGCCGCUGUUCUUGAACCACUACACGAUUUCGAGUCACGUGUCGUACGAAGAACGCCCGACGUGGUACGCGGAGUCCAAGAAACCGGACUUUUCAGCGCUGUAUGAUGGCCUGGAGAACGCGGACAGCAUUAAGAACUACGUGGAGAUGCGCUACUUCUCGGACAUGGAGUUCGGCAAGUUCAUGGACCGCAUGUCGGCUGCUGGAAUUCUGAACGACACCAUCGUCGUUGUGGUGGGUGACCACGGCCAAGCUCCCGAAGCCGGUAACUACAUUCCCGAGGCGCGCGACGUGUCCGUCCAUCAUGUUGCGGGCGCGCUCGUUGCUGAGGGCCGACUGGGUGACGCUGUGGGGAUGAAGAUCGAGGAUGCGACCGAGCAGUACGAUAUCCUCAACACGCUGGCCGAUAUCGUCGGCGUGCCGGAGGAAGGGUUCCUGCAGGACGGAGUGGGCCGGUCACUGAAGCGCCAAGCCAAGUUCGGCGAGCGCGUGGUGUACAGCAACAACCCGAGCCGAAAGAUGUCGGUCGUGCGUGGAACCGAAAGGCUACGCUACGACCGCGCUGCAAGGUCUGUGCUCCUUCACGACGCCAAAGCCGACCAUGACAUGCACAUAGAUCUGUUCCCGGACCUGACACCGGAAGCGCAGGCUGAGUGGCUCAAGUGGCGAGACAACGGCCGCCAACUCACCGAGUAUUACACCAAGCGGUGGGACAAGAGAUGCCUGUUCGCGGGGCACUGCUGA
Molecule: messenger RNA, 1626 nt
Organism: Phytophthora sojae
Lineage: Eukaryota; Oomycota; Peronosporomycetes; Peronosporales; Peronosporaceae
Exons: 1
Source: RefSeq, a predicted model, not a curated record